Messenger RNA from Pyricularia pennisetigena, 3624 nucleotides. RefSeq lists its product as uncharacterized. The record is from RefSeq and is a predicted model, not a curated record. The transcript is spliced from 3 exons. Bases 1 to 3624 code for a protein of 1207 amino acids. NCBI's taxonomy places the organism in Eukaryota, Fungi, Ascomycota, Sordariomycetes, Magnaporthales, Pyriculariaceae. Gene Ontology annotation, molecular function: structural constituent of nuclear pore. Gene Ontology annotation, cellular component: nuclear pore.
AUGGAUUCGCGCGAGCCCUUGUUUCUCUACAAAGAGACUCGUCUGAACCUUGAGCCAUUUCCGUGCGCUAUCGUUCACCUACACCUCAAAGCUUCCCACGCGAGCCAGCGGUCCGAGAUCAACGGCCGAGUCUCGGAGAAUGAUCCUACGUAUCGACUGAAAGGGCUGGCAAGCUCAUCCGCGAUAUUUUAUAGGAAGCAUGGCGGCUUCCCUAAGGCAUUUCUUUGGAGGGUACUCGACGGCGGCUACACCUUGAGCGUGCAACCAGUCGACCUUUGCCGACCUGAACAAGCUGCCGAUGCGCCGCUAACUCUACACAUACACUUUCCGGCGCCGCUCAAGCCGAAUUGCAUCGCCCUGGCUGAUCCGAAGAACUCUGAUGCGCUGAACAUUUUUGCUAUCGACGAAUCGAACAACCUGUAUGCUCUCCCGCUAAAGGCAGACGUCUUUCGCAAGCUCGUUGCAGUUGAUGCCAUACCCGUCGAGACACUGGAGCCGUUUCUACCCACAGCAUUCAGCUUUAAGCAUGUCCACCGAAUGGUUGCCGUCAGCUCCGACCAGCUGUUGGCUACACUGCACGAUGGCGGCGUGCUGGUCUUUGACCGACAGCCGCAUUCACAUGGGACUUCGGCCGCAUGGAAGGAGACUUUUUACAACUCGUCAGGCUGGAAGCAGGGACUGCGCAACUUGCUUCCGUUUCAGGGCGGCCCAACGGUCAGGUAUGGCAAGGUAAACAUGGACCUGACUGCUGCGACCUCGGUCACUGUGACCUCUAUGAACAUCGAUGGUGCUUUGUUCGUCUUCACCGUUUGUCUCGAUCAUCGCAUGCGAAUUUGGAACGGCGACGGCGCUAUUCUUUACACCGGCGAUUUGCUCAACUCAGAUCGCAGCCCACAGGACGUAGGAAAGUGGACUAUCGACCCGACCCAGGCCAAUUUGGUCAGGAUACUGGAGACCUCAGAGAGCCAUUGCCUUUGCGCUACUUAUUCGCCCAUUGGAACGGGCGCGUUCAAGUUCUGGAAGACUACCGCAUCCACGACUGAAUCUCUUAUGGUCAAGGAUGCAUUCCCAGACCUCCAGCUUGUUCCCCCCACGCCUUCAUCAUCCGACAUUUGGACACUUGCCGACUUUGGAUUAUCCCAAAAUCACUCAACUAGGACCUUGCAGCUUUGGGUACUAUGGAAAAACAACCUGACAUAUCGGGUUCAAAAACUAGAUUUUAAGCCCGAGACUAUAGGCACCUCGUGGGCCAACGACUGGGUCGAUGCGUUCGCAGACCAUGCAGUACCACCGGUCCAUGGAUCCACCGCCUGUGACGCGACAGACACGACAGAAAACUGGCUUCAGUUGAUCUUCACCCCUGGCAGGUUUACCCGGACCACAUUAGAAACCGCUUUGACUAUGUAUGAAGGUGGAUUGGGCUCCGCCAAGGGAACUUCGUCUAAGGGGAAGAAAAACCUGGCCGAGUCUAUAUGCGCAGUCCUGGGCUCGACUGCAAGUCUUGAACGUGACUCGUCUGGAGCUAUAGACUAUGCGCAGUUCAGAGCAACGAGCGAGAUUCAUUGGCGGAGGUUCUACCGGCUGCUGUUGGAACUGGACAAGCAGAGGGGGGAGGCACUCUCGCUGGCGAUAGACCCCGAGACUGGCCUGGCUUGGGUUGUGUGCGCCGACUGUGUCUCUGUAGUCCGCGCCUGCAGUAGCAUUGAGAGGGUAUACCACAACCUCGUCUCACCAGAGGCCAAGUUUCGCGACAUCUCGGAUCUUCUGACAGCCGGAAAAGCGUUCUUGGACGGCUUCUCUGACGGCAUGCUGCAGACGAGUGUGGCAGCGCUACGUGCCGAGCUAUUUGAGGACUCUUCAAGGACGGAUUUCGAGCGCAUACAGUGCUUUUCCGACAAGUCAGCGUUUUGGCGCCAGGUCACCGACGAGGAUUGCAUACAGGCCGUGGAAACACUCGGUUCUAACUUUAAGCUGGUGGACUCUGGGCGGCUUUACGGUGAUCUAUUUUCUCUUUUGGAUGAGACGGCAGCUGCCAGGAAUCGGGCCAACGGGCUGCCCUGCACAGAUUUUGGCAAAAAGCUCUUGGUGAAGGGGACACACGAAAGUGCCGAGCUGAUCUGGCGCAUCUUGUUCAGCCAAGUGAUUCUUCUGGUCCACAUGGAGAACGAGACGGCCGAUGCAGAGGAAAGCCCGCUUCAUGCGAGGUUCGAUAUUGGGUUGGUUUUCAGACAGCUUGUUGCGGCGCUCCAAAGAUUAAACCUGAUCAAGUUGCUGUCCAAUGCGGACGUCGUCGAGCCAUUCCCAAAACCAGAGGCCACAAAGCCAGCGUCAAAAUCCGGAAGUCUGUCCCCCAUUUCUACAAAACGGGGUGAAGAAUCAUACACCAUUACAUGCCUCGAGGCAACUAUUGGACAUCUCUUAGGGCUUUCUGUUCAGGACGACGAGCCAAUGUCGACAGUCCUUACGGACGUCAUCGUCAACGUCUGUGCCCUGAAUAGCAAUCUUGAGUUGCCAGUCACUACCAUCCAGUGCUCCAUGCUCAAGCGGGAUCGACCAGACCUCGCACUUGAGCUAGGAGCAUUCGCAGAUCAUAGCCCUUGGUCUACCUACAUUCAAGGACGUGUCAGCCUUGCGCUCAGGGAUUAUGAUGUCGCGUCGGUCUAUUUCAAGAAGGCUGCGAUUGGCAUGAGUGUUCCGAUCAAGGGCGAGAUGCACAGCGUCGGACUGCUGGAUCACACGGAGCGGAAACAGUUAAAUCACGGGAUGCCCGAGUAUUACGCGCAUAUAGUGUCUUUGUACGAGAGGCAUAAAGCAUACUCAUAUGUCGUCGACUUUGCUCGCUUGUCGUUGCAGUUUGCCAAAGCCCAUGAUCAGUCCGAUACCCGGAUGGACAUGCUCGGCAGAUUAUUCUCCGCUUCAACUGCUAUUUCGCGGUUCGAUCUGGCACACACAGCCUUGCUUUCCAUGACCAACACGGCUCUUCAACAGUCGUGUCUGAAGAAGCUCGUGGAGAAGAUGUGUGAAACCCAGCAAAAUGCCGAGCUAGUGAACCUUCCCUUCUGCAACCUGCAAAGCUCGGUGGACAGGAUCUUGGAGCAGAAAUGCCAAUCCGCCAACGUCCAAGUCCAACCUGGACGUGGCGUUCCUUGGCACCAGAUUUUGUACGCAUGGCGUGUUCAUCACAACGACCACAAGGGUGCCGCGGCAGUACUCCUAGACCGAACCAACAAGCUCAAGAAGGCGGGCGAAGGCAACAAGCUUGUCGGCGACGAUGUUCUUGACACGCCUGUCACGCGGCAGUACCUCAUGCUCAUCAACGCGCUGAGCUGUGUGGAGCCGAAGCAGGCAUGGAUCGUCACCGAAGAGGACAGCGGCCACAAGAAGCCUCCUGCAGACAAGGCAUUUGAGGACUUGAUCGAUGGCCUAGGCGGCGCUGCGAACAAGGACUCUACCGAGCUCAAGGUAUUAGGAGACGACGGGCUCGGUGCCGAAGCUGUGGCAUGGAAGAAGGUGCGUAGCCUGGUGGAUUUGAAGAGGGAUUACCAGGAAGAACUGGACCGAAUAGCGGCGAUACAGAACAACCAGUUCGACUUUGUGGUAGACGACGACGCGAUGGAGUUGUGA